Molecule: messenger RNA, 4195 nt
Organism: Mus caroli (Ryukyu mouse)
Lineage: Eukaryota; Metazoa; Chordata; Mammalia; Rodentia; Muridae
Gene: Hoxb4
Product: homeobox B4
Biological process (GO): anterior/posterior pattern specification; embryonic skeletal system morphogenesis; positive regulation of transcription by RNA polymerase II
Cellular component (GO): nucleus; nucleoplasm
Molecular function (GO): RNA polymerase II cis-regulatory region sequence-specific DNA binding; DNA-binding transcription factor activity, RNA polymerase II-specific
Source: RefSeq, a predicted model, not a curated record
UGGGAUAGGGGAGGGGCCUUGGACAUUGAAGUGGGUCGUGGUACUUCUAAAUACCUUUUGAGAAGACUGUUCUUGCUUGGUGCUAGGGUUAAAGCAGCACACUUUGUCUAUGGGUGACUAAAUUGAACCCCAUCUUUGAUGAAGAUCAAAACUACAAUGUAUUUUCUCUGACUUUCUCUCCAGUUAAGUAUGAAUCUGGCCUAUAGGAGGGCAUUGGGGUUAGAAAACAAACCCAGAGGACAACAUUGUCAUGCCUAGAUCUAUGAGGUUUAACAAUAACAACAGCAACAACAACAACAACAACCACAACAACAACAACAAAGACUGAGGUCUCUGGACCCAGUUGCCUGCAGGUGGGAGCUCUCCUGCCCAUUUGCAAGGGUUCCUGGUGUGUGCAUGCGUGGGUUUGGCUUGUUUGUGUAUGUUCAUGAAAUUGACAGUGUUAUAAUUUACUCAGUAAGGGCAGAAGUAUCCCCCAAGCCUAGGGUGCUAUAGCAAUGGUGAUGGUGAGGAAGACUCUGCCAGACACACUUGCCCUCACCUGGUCACAGCUCUGCCAGUCUAAACUCCAGAUCCUUCCAGCUCAAUUUCUCAUUUUUUCAGUUUAGAAAAAUCAACAGUUAGUGGGAGCUUCAGGAAGUUCACUCAGAAACCCCAGAAUCCCAUUUUGGCCCCACUGCCAGCAACCCAAGCAGGUGGAUGGGCCCAGUUAGUGAGCCUCUAGACAGAGGAUCCUUGCCUGGAGUAAGGUGUGGGUAGUGGGGUCCCCCUCACACCUCUAGGGGGGUGUCCCCUUAUUCCAGCCUCCAGGAGGUAUGGGGGAUAUGUGAGGUUGGGAGGGGCCUGCACAUCAUCUAGCUGCAACUUUUAUGGUUCCUCAUUGCCCUUCAUUCGGAAAUGAACUGCCUUUGAUCUUCUUCUCAGGUUGUAAACGGAAUUGCCCGUCAUUAAAUAUAGGGGGGGGGCAUCUGUUUGGUCUCCCAGCAUUUUUCCUCACAGCUGUUUCUCUUUUUAGCAUUCACUUUUUUCCUAAAGGACUUUUAUUACACCCCCUUCACACCCAGACACCUCUCCCUCCUCCCUUUGCUUUGGAAAAUAUCUAUAUAUGCGUUUGAUCACAAACUAAAGGCUGUGGGGGCAAGGGAGGAGCCUAUUUGGGGUUUUGUAUUUUUUUCUUUAAAAAAAAAGUCAUGGGGGGAGGGGAGGGGCCGAGGGCACCCAGAAAGGCCUGAUUCUGACUUCGAGGCAGCCUCAGGAUGACCCUUCCUUCUUUUGUGCUUAGCUAAUGUUUACAUCUAAUAAUUCAUGCGCCACCGAAAGUCGCGCGGCAGCCACGAGGUUCGAGUCCCUUUGCACAACAGCUGCCUUUUUAAAAAAAAAUCUUAUUUUAUUUUUUUGAAUAGAAAGUUGAAACCCCUUGUAAUCCCAAGAACGGACCCACAGUGACUUUUUCUGCUCCCAGAGCUCAAAAUUAAAACAAAACGAAAUAAAAAUGAAAACAUUCAGAUCACACCCAAAAGAAGAACGCACGGAAAGUAAGAGAACUGGAAAUUUCCUGGGCCAAGAAGACCUGUCUGUCUUCUGUAUAUACCCUGUAGAUCCGAAUUUGUGUAAGGAAUUUUGUGGUCACAAAUUCGUAUCUAGGGGAAUAUGUAGUUGACAUAAACACUCCGCUCAUAUUCUUUCCCAGAAGAAAAAUAGAUUAUUGUCUAAAUGAGGACAAUCCAGUGACUGCCUUCAAGAAGACUCCUUUUCUUUUCCUCCCUCAACCGAUGAGGGAGAAAUCUCAUCUACCUGAGGUGCCCCCAUGCCCACCCCUGGAAGCUUGGGUCCUUGUUCACUCAAGAGAUUAAUAUUACUGGUGUUUUAGAAUUUAUCCUUAAGCCCCAACCUACCUAUUUUUAUUCUGGGUCCAGGGGGCUUUAUUGGAAAUUAUGAGGAGGAAAAAAAGAUUGCUGAAUGCUGCAGUGUGCAAAGGCAAAGGAAAUUUGCUUUUUAAACAGAUGCGGAGAUUGCUGUUUCGUUGAAUUCAAGACAAGAUGCCCUGAAAAUAUAAGGUUGCCAUGGGUGUUCUUGUGCGUGUGAUGUUGGUGGGGGCGUCACAGCUAGGGCUCCUUUACUUAGUAUUCAAGGUUGUGAAAUUUCUUUCUGCCACACUGACAAGAGGCGGCGGCUUUAGCGGCAAUUAGAACUCUUGGUUAGCAUUGCUUCGAUGAAUCUGGAAUUAGCAAAUUACUAUUCAAUUGGUUUUAGAAACUUGCGGGUUUGGUUUGGUUUCAUUGUAUCUUCUGUCUUUAGUGGAGGGAGUCGAGCCGUUCCUCUGACCUUGGGCCUUGUGGGUUAAAGGGAGGGAGUGGUGAGGAGGACAGACUGACGGACACAGCGAUGCUCAUAGUGCAGCUAAAUGCGAUUUGGAAGGCGAAGUCUCCCCGAAUUAGUGCGUGAAUUUCCUAUCGAUCCGCUCGCGGUUCCAUUCAUCUCUGACAAGUCCCUCUGCGCACCCGCCUUCUAGCUCCCGACGCCUCCUCACUCACCUCCUACCCCUCCCCAUCUGGCUGCACUGAGAAGCCCCAAGCUCAGCGCCCCUAUGACCUAGUGGGUACCCAUUUCAAGAAGGCGCUCCCUGGUCGGCCAACCACUUAAAACCCCACACAGACAUCUAGUACGUGAGCUCCCUCUUAUCCUGGGGAGGAGAUGGGGCCCUAUGGGAGUCAGAGAACGGUUGGUGGAGGUUAGGUAGGGCAGGGGUGGGGGCUACACCCGGAGCCCCAACUUCUGAGGGAUGCAGGGAUUGUGCUCUGCCCAGCCCCCUCACCCCCAAACAGGCCCUCCAAUUAACCUGCUCACUCUUUCUUAGUUCAUCACCCCUCUCUGUUGUGGAGAAAGCCAGGCGAGGAGGGGGUCGCCCCGCGGGAGCCCUAUGUAAAUCCUGGUGUUGGGUGGGUGGGGAGGGGUAGAGAAGGGGAAAUAAACCUCUUUGGCUGGAGUAGGGUCCGGGUGAGCAGAUUUCCUUAUCCGGGAAUCGCAGGCCGAGUGGCCAUUGGCUCGGAGGAUCACGUGGGCCUCUAACUUUGUUCACUUGACAGUAAGUAGGAGGGCUUUCGGAAACAGGAAAACGAGUCAGGGGUCGGAAUAAAUUUUAGUAUAUUUUGUGGGCAAUUCCCAGAAAUUAAUGGCUAUGAGUUCCUUUUUGAUCAACUCAAACUAUGUCGACCCCAAGUUCCCUCCGUGCGAGGAGUAUUCACAGAGCGAUUACCUACCCAGCGACCACUCGCCCGGGUACUACGCCGGCGGCCAGAGGCGAGAGAGCGGCUUCCAGCCGGAGGCGGCCUUUGGGCGCCGGGCUCCGUGCACUGUGCAGCGCUACGCGGCCUGCCGAGACCCCGGGCCCCCGCCACCUCCGCCGCCCCCGCCGCCCCCGCCACCGCCCGGGCUGUCCCCUCGGGCUCCCGUGCAGCCAACAGCCGGGGCCCUCCUCCCGGAGCCCGGGCAGCGCAGCGAGGCGGUCAGCAGCAGCCCCCCGCCGCCUCCCUGCGCCCAGAACCCCCUGCAUCCCAGCCCGUCCCACUCCGCGUGCAAAGAGCCCGUCGUCUACCCCUGGAUGCGCAAAGUUCACGUGAGCACGGUAAACCCCAAUUACGCCGGCGGGGAGCCCAAGCGCUCUCGGACCGCCUACACUCGCCAGCAGGUCCUGGAACUGGAGAAGGAGUUUCACUACAAUCGCUACCUGACGCGCCGCCGGAGGGUGGAGAUUGCCCACGCGCUCUGCCUGUCCGAGCGCCAGAUCAAGAUCUGGUUCCAGAAUCGGCGCAUGAAGUGGAAAAAAGACCACAAGUUGCCCAACACCAAGAUCCGCUCGGGUGGCACCGCGGGCGCAGCCGGAGGCCCCCCUGGCCGGCCCAACGGAGGCCCCCCUGCGCUCUAGUGCCCCCCCAAGCAGGAGUUCGAACAUGGGGGGCGGGGGGGAACAGCGAGCACCGAAGGGGGUGCGGGGUAUGGGAGGGUCCCCGGGCUUGAGCCCAGAAAAAUUUAUCUACCCUACCCUCACUUUAUCUAUAAGGAAUAAACACAGAGAAGGGGGGUAGGGAAGCCUUAUUUAUAGAAAGAACAAUAGGGAACCGGGUAAAGUCCUUCGGAAACAAGAUUCGAGUCUCUUGCUUUCUUCCUAAAAAAAAAAAAAAGAAAGAGAGAGAGA